AAUCACUAAUUCAUUACAUGACAAAGGCUGCUGCUGACGCAGUUCGUGUGGAUCUAGAUCCUCCGAGACUACUGGAGCCUCAGAGCUGAGCUCACGUUUCUGAAGCGUCGUGGGUUCGAUUCCCGAGCAAAGAGGGGAGGAGGGGGGCUGAAGGACGGAUUUCUGCGCCCUCUGACGUAGAUGCCGUUCCGGUUGGAGGCUGCGGAAAACCCCGAGGACCACCAGCCGACAUGCCGCAGCCCAAGUCCCGAAAGAUCGCAGUCCUCGGGUACCGAUCCGUGGGAAAGUCUUCUUUGACCAUCCAGUUCGUGGAAGGUCAGUUCGUGGACUCUUAUGAUCCCACCAUAGAGAACACAUUUACCAAAAUGAUCACGAUAAACGGACAGGAGUACCACCUCCAGCUCGUAGACACGGCAGGUCAGGAUGAGUACUCCAUCUUCCCACAGACUUACUCCAUAGAUAUCAAUGGUUACAUUCUGGUCUAUUCUGUUACGUCUAAUAAAAGCUUUGAAGUUGUUCAAGUUAUCCAUGAAAAACUGUUGGACAUGGUGGGAAAAGUUAAAGUUCCCAUCAUGCUCGUUGGUAAUAAGAACGACUUGCACAUGGAACGAGUCAUCAGCUGUGAGGACGGAAAAGCCCUUGCUGAGUCGUGGAACGCCGCCUUCAUGGAGUCUUCGGCUAAAGAGAACCAGACGGCGGUGGAAGUUUUCCGAAGGAUGAUCCUGGAGGCAGAAAAGAUGGAUGGCAGCGUGCAGCCGGGAAAAACCUCCUGCGCUGUAAUGUAGAGCCGUCCAAUCAGCAUACAGGACGCUGCACUGGGAAAUCCCGUUACUUGAAGGCGAGCCGCCAGCCCUCCACCUCAGUUGACUCCACCCACAGGGCCCCAAAUGUGUCUCCUAUCCCACUGUUGGUCCUCAGUGCUCACUUUAGUCAUUUUCUCCGUUUGUUUGGUGAAGCUGAGGAUGUGGCUCAUAUUACCCACAAUCCCUCAUGUCAGAGCUGAUGCAGAUGCAUCAGAAAUGAGCUCCGUUUCUUCUGAUCUCAUCCAUCCAAACCUUCAGCAGCUCUUUUUCUAACCCCACCACUGUCAGCCUAAAGAUCCAUUUUCUAAUGUUUCAAAUGUUGUACAAACUGUUUUGGAUUGUAAUCAUUAAAGUAAGAAGUGAUUCUG
Oryzias latipes (Japanese medaka) is the source of this 1171-nucleotide messenger RNA. RefSeq names its product Ras homolog, mTORC1 binding. Gene Ontology annotation, cellular component: membrane. The record is from RefSeq and is a predicted model, not a curated record. Gene Ontology annotation, biological process: signal transduction. Gene Ontology annotation, molecular function: GTP binding; GTPase activity. Lineage: Eukaryota; Metazoa; Chordata; Actinopteri; Beloniformes; Adrianichthyidae.